Messenger RNA from Molossus molossus (Pallas's mastiff bat), 1665 nucleotides. It is a transcript of the gene RASSF7, whose product is annotated as Ras association domain family member 7. Gene Ontology annotation, biological process: signal transduction. The transcript is spliced from 6 exons. The record is from RefSeq and is a predicted model, not a curated record. Bases 112 to 1155 code for a protein of 347 amino acids. Lineage: Eukaryota; Metazoa; Chordata; Mammalia; Chiroptera; Molossidae.
CAGGGACGCUCCCGCGGCGCUGGAGGCGGCAGGUUGCCGCGGCGCCGGGCGCUGGGAAGGAAUCGGUUCGAGUCCGGGUCUCGGAGGCCGGCGGGCGCCCAGGACAGGGACAUGCUCUCUGGACCUGUGGCCAUGGAGCUGAAGGUGUGGGUGGAUGGCAUCCAGCGAGUGGUCUGUGGGGUCUCAGAGCAGACUACCUGUCAGGAAGUGGUCGUCGCUCUAGCCCAAGCUAUAGGCCAGACUGGCCGUUUUGUGCUCGUGCAGCGUCUCAGGGAGAAGGAACGGCAGCUGCUGCCCCAGGAGUGUCCAGUGGGUGCCCAGGCUACCUGUGGACAGUUUGCCAGUGAUGUCCAGUUUGUCCUGCGGCGGACAGGGCCCAGCCUCACUGGGAGGCCCUCCUCAGACAGCUGCCCACCCCCUGAGCGCUGCCCAAUCCGUGCCAGCCUUCCCCCAAAGCCAAGACCAGUCUUGCGCGGUGAGCCCCACAAAGCACUGACCUUCAGCCUGGGGUGCCCCAGGCUGGCCUCUAGCCCGGCGCUGCCCGAGCCUGUGGCCUCUGUAGCACCAAUGCCAGGCUGCUGCGAAGACCUACAGGACCUGGAGCAAAGGGUGCAGAGGAACGCAGCAGAGCUGGGCCAGGAGGCUUUUUGGGAGCAGGAGCUGCGGCGUGAACAGGCGCGGGAGCGCGAGGGGCAGGCACGGCUGCAGGCACUGAGUGCGGCCACUGCUGAACAUGCUGCCCGGCUGCAGGCCCUGGAUGCCCAGGCUUGCGCCCUGGAGGCCAAGCUGCGUCUGGCGGCAGAGGCCCCUGGGCCCCCUUCACCCACAGCAUCUGCCACAGAACGCCUGCGCCAGGACCUGGCUGCUCAGGAGCGGCAGAGUGUGGAGGUGCAGGGCAGCCUAGCCCUGGUGAGCAGGGCUCUAGAGGCUGCAGAGCACGCCCUGCAGGCCCAGGCCCAGGAGCUGGAGGAGCUGAACCGGGAGCUGCGUCAGUGUAACCUGCAGCAGUUCAUCCAGCAGGCAGGGGCCGCCCCUGGCACACAGGAUCUCAUGCCUCCAGCCAGAGGAAAGUCCCUCCCGGGAGCCCCCCAGAAUCCUGCCCUAGUGUCCAGUUUGAGCCCAGAGGUUGCCCCCAUGAGGCAGAACUGGAGGUAGCAGUAUCUGCCCCGGAGUGAAUGUCCACUGCCAGCCCAGCCCUGGGCUCUGAUGACACGAGCGAGGGCAGGCAGGGUCAGCCCAGCCUGGACAACAGAAGAGGAAUCUGGUUGUAGAGGACUCGUACUCCCUUAUAAUUGGAAGCCCUCGGGCCCUGGGCCCAAGACAGAACACCCCAGAACCCUGGGUUUCUGCUGCAGGGGCAGGGGGAGGCUGAGGACUCACUGGUGCUCGCCAAGUCUGCCAAGCCUCCUGAAGAAGCUUGGAACAUGGCCAGCUCAGAACCUGCUAGGCCCCAAAGGCCAUAGCUCCUUGUUCAGGACGGAAGAUGCCUGGAUGCUGUUUUCAGUCUGUGGGUAUGUGCUUGCGUGUGGGAGGCAUCCUUCAGUACGUGUGUGAGUGCGUGUGUACAUGUGCGUGUGUGUGCUGCCUCCCCUACUGUGACGCUGAAAACCUCAAUAAACUGUCUGAAGUGGCUUGAGUGUGUCUUGAGGCGGCACUAGGUGGGAU